AUUUGAUGAUUGUAUGUUCACGAAGUUAAGUCUUUUUGGUCCUAUAAAUACCCACAAAAGAGUUCAUGUUUUUCCAACACCUCACCAAACACAUUAUUCUUCUUCAAACCUACAAUGCAGUGUUGCUACAACACCAAAACCAUUCCACAUAUUCAAAUGAGAGAUAUGAUAUGGUUAUUUGUGGUGGUGGCGACGGUGGUCGGAAGUAUGACCCAAGUUGAGGGUAGGAAUGUAAAAUUUAUAGAGGGGUCAUUAGAGUACACAGCAAUAAACUGCAGGAGUCAUAGUGCAUCAAUAACAGAUUUUGGAGGGGUUGGAGAUGGCAAAACACUAAAUACACGGGCCUUUCAGGAAGCCGUUAAUACUUUGAGCCAAUACGGCUCAGACGGCGGGGCUCAGCUCUAUGUGCCGGCUGGUCAAUGGUUGACCGGCAGCUUCAAUCUCACAAGCCAUUUUACACUCUUUCUUCACAAAGAUGCCACCAUCCUUGCUUCACAGGACAUAAACACAUGGCCAGUGAUUGACCCUCUGCCAUCAUAUGGUCACGGGAGAGAUGCAGCAGGGGGAAGGUACAUUAGCCUCAUAUUUGGCACCAAUCUCACUGACGUCAUCAUUACAGGUGAGAAUGGCACGAUCAACGGCCAAGGUUUACUUUGGUGGCAAAAAUUCCAUGGGAAAAAGUUAAAGUACACUCGGCCAUACCUGUUUGAGAUCUUGUAUUCGGAUACCAUUCAAGUCUCGAAUGUUACAUUCCUAAAUUCUCCGUCUUGGAAUGUUCAUCCCGUUUAUAGCAGCAACAUUCUUUUACAAGGAAUUACAAUUUUGGCUCCAAUUCAGUCUCCAAACACUGAUGGAAUUAACCCAGACUCUUGCUCAAACACGAGGAUAGAGGACUCUUAUAUCGUCUCUGGGGACGAUUGUGUGGCGGUUAAGAGCGGUUGGGAUGAGUACGGGAUAUCAUACGGUAUGCCGACACAACACUUGAUCAUCAAACGCCUGACAUGCAUCUCCCCUUACAGUGCAGCCAUUGCACUGGGAAGUGAAAUGUCAGGCGGGAUUCAGGACGUGAGGGCGGAGGAUAUCGUCGCCAUCAACACCGAAUCAGCGGUCCGGAUAAAAACAGGAGUGGGGCGUGGCGGAUUUGUCAAGGACAUUUUCGUAAAAGGCAUGACACUUCAUACCAUGAAAUGGGUGUUCUGGAUCACGGGAAACUAUGGGUCCCACGCUGACACUCACUGGGACCCAAAAGCAAUUCCCGUAAUCCAGAACAUAAACUAUAGGGACAUAGUGGCGGAAAAUGUUACAAUGGCGGCUCGACUGGAGGGAAUAUCCGGGGAUACUUUUACCGGGAUUUGUAUAUCGAACGCGACCAUUGGUAUGCGGGUCAAGGCUAAAAAGGUCCCGUGGACAUGUAGUGAUGUCGAAGGGGUGACUAGUGGUGUGGUUCCGAAGCCUUGUGACUUGUUGCCGGACCAAGGGCCAGAGAAGAUUGAAAUGUGCACUUUUCCGCAAGAAAAACUAGACAUAGAGAAUAUUGAGCUCAAGAAGUGUUCUUAUGUUAUGAGCUAAUUCUUGGAGUUGGUGUUUAUAUACUUGUAUUUCGUUUGAUGCAUUUUAAAGUCGCGUCUGGUGUUCAUUUCGCGACUAGAUUAUAGUUGGUUGUCAAAAUCAGGAAAAUUAUAAAGAUGCUUUGUAUCUUGUACGGUUGCCGUUUCUUUUAUCGAACAAGAAUUUGGUACGAACAAA
Messenger RNA from Helianthus annuus (common sunflower), 1746 nucleotides. RefSeq names its product probable polygalacturonase. Lineage: Eukaryota; Viridiplantae; Streptophyta; Magnoliopsida; Asterales; Asteraceae. The transcript is spliced from 6 exons. Gene Ontology annotation, biological process: carbohydrate metabolic process. The record is from RefSeq and is a predicted model, not a curated record. The coding region runs from base 115 to 1569 and encodes 484 amino acids. Gene Ontology annotation, molecular function: polygalacturonase activity.